This is a messenger RNA of Cokeromyces recurvatus, 4351 nucleotides long. RefSeq lists its product as uncharacterized. Lineage: Eukaryota; Fungi; Mucoromycota; Mucoromycetes; Mucorales; Mucoraceae. The record is from RefSeq and is a predicted model, not a curated record. Bases 51 to 4325 code for a protein of 1424 amino acids. Gene Ontology annotation, molecular function: lipid binding. The transcript is spliced from 5 exons.
UUUUUUAAUUAUCUUGUUUGUUUGUUUUUCUUCCUCUUUUUCAUUAUGAAAUGAGCACUGAAUACUCGAAUAUAUUAAAACGGUUGAAAGUUAAAUCAAAUACUAUUCAGCAUAUUCAGGAAUGGGAGCCUGUAGACAGCUUAAACCAAAUAUAUUAUAAUCAGCAACAUAAAUUGUAUAAAUUUGUAAAUAAUUCAAAGCUUAAUGCAAAUGACAUAUACACUAUUUUAUUAAGUGUUGACACUCGAAAACAUUGGUGUCCAUGGAUUAAGGAAAUAAAAAUAGUAAAUAAGCCUAAUCUAAGCACUAAUGUGCUUGAGAUGACAACAUUUGUUAACCAGGAAAUUAAAACGUUUACAUGGAUUGAAAAAAUAAUAAAAAAAGAUCAAAAAGUGAGUUACAUUGGAAGCAACACAGAUAACUUUAUUAUUUGUGAUUUCGAGUAUUCAAAUACAACCGUCUACUAUCACCAAGAAUACCAUUCUGUCAUAUCGACUUUAUUUGAUAAUUUAUUUAACUUUAACAAUAACUUUAUUCAUGCCUGGUUGAGUCAAUUUGAUCAAGAUACUAUAAUAAUAAAUCAAACUCAUUUAUCAUCAAGUCAAUACGAAUUAGAUUACACUUAUGAUCAACGACGUCAUCCUUCAGCUUCUAUCAUAGAGCAUCGGCUAUGUAUCGAAUUAUCAAAAAUGAUACCUGAUAUAACAAUUUCAAUAAUAAACAAAUCUCAAUGGUCUGAUAAGCUCGCUCAACUUUGUGUUCAUUUAUAUUCUAAACAAGAUAAUUAUCUUAUUGAAGUUGCACAUCCACAUAACUUGUUACAGCACUUUGAUAAUGAUCAAUCUAUUCAAAUCCAGUUGAUUAUAAAGAAAUCACUUAAUAAUACAUUUAUUGUUAAUGGUAAAGAAUGGCCAGUUAUGAUUAUGAAUAAAGGUGAAGAAGAAGAUGGUGAGAGUGAUGAUAUAUUUGUUGAUGGAAUUGAAGAAAAUGAUACAGACAUAUUGGACGAAGCUACCGUAUUUAAAGCAGAUAAUAACAAGGUAGCAAUACCGUCAUCACUUUCUAAUGAUAGCGAUUUAAUCCAUAUGGAUCAAAAAUUACUUGUAGCCAAUAAAGCUGAAAUACAUCAUCUUCCUUUUAUAGAACAGCAAACAGCAAUGACUAAUCAAUUUGUUAAAGAGACAAACAAAUCAUCUUCAUCUAAAGUGAACGGUGUACAUGACAAAUUAAUAUCAACAGAAGCAAAGCUACCUAGCUGUGAUCCAGCAGCACUACAAAAGAUAUACCCUCAAUUCAUCAAGUAUCUUCAACUCUCAUCUACCUCUACUCUAAUUCAAUCUCCCAGCAAAGAAAAUGGAUAUGUAAUUAUAAAAAAAUUAGAAAUACCAGACCAUCCAUUUGGUGGAUUCUUAAGUGAAUCAACCUGGCGAAACUGUAGCAUAUGGGAUGUAAAGGCUGUUUUGGAAAAUGCAAGUGCUCGAAAGAUCUGGGACAACACAUUUGAAUCAACAACAUUUUUGCAUCCUCUUACAUCUACUAGUUCUAUUUGGCAUACAAAGAUGAAGGGUACUUGGCCUAUAAAUCCGCGUGACUAUAUUUGUUUUCAUGGACACUAUACUAUGGGCACAAAUCGUAUUGAUUUAUUAGCAACCUCGUGUAUAGGUGAUAUGUUUCAAUAUAAACCUCUACCAUCAAGUCAUAUACCAGGUUAUACUCGUGCAAUGAUCGACAUCCUUGGCUGGAGACUUGAGCAAAUCGAUCCUCAAACAGUGUCUGUGCGGCAGGUGAUGGUAACCCAUUUUUCUACUUGGGUUAUUAAUUAUAUCACAAGUCGAUACCUCGUUCAGACCUGUGCUGCUGUCCAAUUUGCGCAAGAUUACUUAAAGGACUUUGGAGCACCACCAAGUCUUGAAAACUUAUCAAGGGCUCAAUUAGUAGGUAUCAAGUACGAUCAUGAACGUAAAAGCUGGCGAUGCGAAUAUCAUCUACAUCCUGGUGAACAAGAUACAAAGACAACUACUUCAAUUAUUCGUUUAGAUAAUCGAAAGUCUGGAUAUUCGGUCGUGAUCGAUCCUCCGCCGUCACGUGUUUUGGCACAAAAGAGGACGUAUGACCCAUAUGGUAUUUGGCUAACGAUAGAGCAUGAUGAAGCAUUUAUUAUCCCUUUACAUGGCAAGAUUUUAACUUUAAUAAAAUCAGAUAAACAGGGGAACGUGUCUGGAUCAUCAGAUCAUCUUGAAAUUAAUGGUGCUUUGAUAGUAAUUGAAAAGGAUGAGUUAUCUAUUAUCAAGAAUACAAAGGAGCCAUGUAUAGAGCAUGAUGGUUUAAAGAGGAGUGAGAGAGCAGUAGAGGAAGAAAAAGUAAUAAAGGUAGCCAGUGAAGAAGAGAGAUUAAAAGAAGCAUUAGAUCAACUUCCAGCACCUAAGGAAUAUGCGCAAGCAGCAUUAGCAUUUCUAAAAUCAACAGAUGAGCAAUACGGUUGGACGGUCAUAUCAGAUAAUAGCAAAACAGGGAUACAAAUCAGUAAGAAACCAGGAUUAAAAACUACAAAGAAGCCUCUCGACAAUUCAAAAACAACCCUAUUUCAAGUCUUUGAACCUUACAUGAUUUAUAAGGGAACCAAAGUGAUUGAAAACUUUUCGACCGAUGAAAUUCUUGCCGUCAUAUCUGAUUUAGGUGAUGUCAGAAAAAUAUGGGACGAUACCAUCGAAACGCCUAUUGAUCUUAUACGAACUACAAAGGAUCCCAACUGUAAUAUUAUUCGACAGACAAUUAAAUCCAUCUUUCCCUUCAAAAAUCGAGAGUAUUAUGCUAUUCGUUGUCUAGCUCAGGAAGAACCUUUGCCAUUGAGUUCAUCAAGUACAUCCAUGAAACGCACAUUUUAUGUUGAAUGUUCCCUGCAGGAUUUCCCUGUCAUUCAUUCGAAAAGAACACAAGGUCACUUCUUUGUCUCGGGUUGGAUCCUUGAAGCCAUUGAUCCUUAUAAUACAACAACAACGAAUCAUCCAAUACCAUCUACACGUAUUAUCUAUGUUGCUACUCUUGAUUUAGGUACCUCUAUCCCGUCUUACAUUAGCAAUCUGAUUGCUAAUAAUUGGUUCCCAAAAAAGAUUCAGGCAGUUGAAAACUACUUAAAGACACAGGGGCCACCACCUUUCAUUACAGAGCCUAACACAAUGCUUUUAUUUUCAUCCAACAAGCUCUAUCAACAGGAGCAACCAAGGAAGGAUAUUGAGAUAUCAUGGUUAAGUACAACUUCCAGCUAUGAUCAUCAUGAGCAUCAUCUUAAAAUAAAUAAUUGUUUAAAAAUAACAGAGUGUGCAUCAUCAUCAUCAUCACCAUUACAACGUCAUCGAUCGAGUGCAGUACAUAAGAAAAUCAACAUCAACAUCAAAUUUUUACAAGCAACAUUUGAUCUUCGAGGAUACCCACAAGGCUAUGAGAUACAAACCCAGCUUUAUGAAAUAAUGACAACAGAACGAAUCAACGUAUCACAUAAAUUAAUGCUUACUUUAUGUGAGCCUCCGUUUUCUAACUUACUAGAUGACCAGAAAAGAUGUAUAAAGCAUACAGUAACAGUAGAGGGACAGCAUCUAUCAUCCGCCAUGUAUGAAUUUGACUUUUUAUUAGUGCCUAUUAAUAAAGAGGAAAAGCAUCAUGUCUUGACUGUCUCACAUGUGCUGGGUGAAAGAAAGUCAGAUGAAGGAUGGAACGGUCUGAUGAUCGUCAAUGGACAACAAGUUCAAACAGAUAAAGACAUUUAUUUAAAAACAAUAAAUGAUGAAGACAAAAGUCCUCAUCAUGUAAAUACGAAAAUACCUGAGGUUGAAGCAACUACGAGUCUUACUACUAUGACUGCUCAAUACAUGGGUGGUGGUGUUGUAGCCACUGCCUUGGAGAAUGUAUCUGCUGGAGUGAAUAAUAUUGGAGCACGUAUGAUGAUACCCUUUAGAGCAGCAUCCAAUUCAUUUCUUUCAUCACCUGUUGAGCCGCAAGAGGAAAAGGAUACUUCUUCAUCUUCUGAUGAGGAAGAAAACGAAACACGCCAUCAUCAUCAUCGAUUUACAAGAGAAGAGCGAAAUAAGAUAAAUGAGUCCGUCUCAUUACAUGAAGUACGUAUGUUGAGAAGAACAAGAGAUACGAUGAGAAAGGGUAUUUUAUUAUUGUUUAUUUGCUUGGGACUUGCAAUUAUCUUUGCGCUACUUAUGUUACAGCCCAUAUUGGAAAGAAUGGUGGUUGACGAAUCGUCUACAGUACGAAGGCUUGUUCAAUUACCUUGGUUUGGAGGUUGGGAUAUUCAAGUAAUAGCAAUUCAAAGAGCAUAGGCUUUUUUUUUCUUUUUUUUUUUUUU